Doryrhamphus excisus (bluestripe pipefish) is the source of this 2392-nucleotide messenger RNA. RefSeq names its product ankyrin repeat, family A (RFXANK-like), 2 (gene ankra2). Gene Ontology annotation, biological process: regulation of gene expression. NCBI's taxonomy places the organism in Eukaryota, Metazoa, Chordata, Actinopteri, Syngnathiformes, Syngnathidae. Gene Ontology annotation, molecular function: protein binding. The record is from RefSeq and is a predicted model, not a curated record. Gene Ontology annotation, cellular component: nucleus.
CGCGCGACAAACAAAACCACCACGCGUUGUAUAGUUGCUGUUGUGGUGUAAAUUGUUUGUAAACUAUAGGAUUGUCUACAAUUUGGAGUUACACAUUACGCACAAACUAUCAAUUGCAAGCUUUAAUAACUCGUGGAAUAAUAAUAAUAAUUGCUAACAUUAAAAAACAUGUUGGUAGAGUCUGUGGAUCUCGGGGGCUAAUUCAAUCAGAAAAAACAAGCGUAAGUGUUACCUGUUCUAUUGAAAAAUAUCCACUCCGGGCGACAACAUUCGUUGAAGUAGUAGAAAAUGUUCUGGUAGCUCGCUAAGAAGCCCGUUAGAGCUGCUGCCAUGCCCACCGCGAUGCUGGUACUGAUGGGCUCGAUGGCCUCCGUGGUGCCGGAGCACAGGAGGACCGUCACCAGGAAGACGUGCAGCUUCAUGUCGAGAUAAAACGCAAUUCAAGCCGGGAAAGUUAUUUCCUUCCCCAAAAGUCAACACUGCCAACACCGGAAGCCAUGCAUUUUGGGACCCGGAUCAUGGCGUCACAGGUCAAAGGUAACAAUGCGCUUUUUUGCCAAACAUUCAGAAAGUAGGACAAUGUUCAACAAACCGUGAUAAUCUCAGUUAUAUUUCAUCUAAUUUAUAUUGUUGCAUAUAUAUAUAUAUAUAUAUAUAUAUAUAUUCUAAGUGAUCUUUAAGAAUACCAUUGUAUUUUUGGAGUGGAGGGGAACUGCUCCAGCAGGUGGCGCUACGACUGCUAGCUAGAUGUCUUUUGACCAACGAAAAGUCAAACAAUCAAGAUGGCGUCGGCGAGAAACAGAAACGUCUGCCGUUUGGGAAACAAUUGAAAAUACUAGUAAGUGAGUGCCUCUGCAGUGUUUUAUUCUAUGCGCUGCGGGUCAUAUAUUAGUUUGUUCCGUUAACUGGACAUUGCGACACUUUGUAGUAAAUAAGACCAUAGCGACGCCGGCUAUGUUGGCGUCGAGCUAACGUAUUAAGCUAGGUUGGUUGUUAGCGGUGGCGAGUGGUUUUCAUAGUGACACCGGUACACGGUGGAACAACUCACGGACCCGAAGAUGGACAGUGUGUCCGGGUCGGUUUCGGAGGGCUGCCCCCUUGGCCCCGAGGACAUGGAGGGCCUGUGUGUCUUGCCACACUUGGGCACAAUCAAGACGGAGCAGUCGGGGCCCGUUCACCCGGAAGAGGCCGGCAACCCCAACGUUGCCAUGGGGAUUAAGUUCAUCCUGCCCAACCGCUUUGACAUGAACGUCUGCUCCCGGUUCGUGAAGUCGCUCAACGAGGAGGACAGCAAGAACAUCCAGGACCAGGUAAACUCGGACCUGGAGGUAGCGUCGGUUCUCUUCAAAGCUGAGUGCAACAUCCAGACUUCACCCUCACCGGGGAUCCAAGUGCGCCAUGUUUACACUCCAUCCACCACCAAACACUUCUCCCCCAUCAAGCAGUCCACCACCCUCACCAACAAGCACCGCGGCAACGAGGUGUCCUCCACGCCUCUCCUGGUUCAUUCUCUAUCCAUCCAUCAGCUGGCAGCUCAAGGUGAAAUGGUCUUCCUGGCCAGCAGGAUCGAACAAGAAACGGUGAUCAACCUGCAGGACGAGGAAGGUUUCACUCCUCUGAUGUGGGCGGCUGCACACGGACAAAUUGCUGUCGUGGAGUUUCUCCUCCAGAAUGGAGCAGACCCCAACUUCCUGGCCAAAGGCAGGGAGAGCGCUUUGUCCCUGGCGUGCAGUAAAGGAUACACGGACAUCGUCAAGAUGCUCAUCGACUGCGGCGUGGACGUCAACGAGUACGACUGGAACGGUGGCGCCCCCUUGCUGUACGCAGUCCACGGGAACCACGUGCGCUGUGUGGAGCUGCUGCUCGAGAGUGGCGCUGAUCCCACCGUGGAGUCCGACUCGGGCUUCAACCCCAUGGACAUGGCCGUGGCCAUGGGCCACCGCAACGUUCAACAGGUGAUGGAGGGACACCUGCUGAGGUUACUAAUGGCCAUCAGAGAGUGAUGCCCCCCCCCCACCCCACCCAAGAGUGGUUUGUCCACACUCUGCAUGCACACUUUUAUUAUUGUGGUUUGGACACAUUUACUUUCAAGUAGGAUAUUAUUUAUUUAUUAAUGUUAUUACUUUUCAAAGUAAGACUUGCUUAUGUUUGAUUGAAGGAGCACUUUGAGUACUUUUUAAUUUAUUUGAGUAAGUUAAAUGACAACUAGUGUUUUUCUAUAUAUGUUGUGUUUAGUGUCCCAUGCGCUAACUAGCAUCUAUGAAGCUGAUGUUGACUUGAAACUAUUAGUGAUACAUUCUGACAAAAAGACGCAUCGUACUCUCUGUAGUUAAGUAAAUGGGUCACGUGUUGAAUGUUUUUCCAGGCAAACAUUAAAAUGGAAAUGUUUCAA